Molecule: messenger RNA, 3868 nt
Organism: Sardina pilchardus (European sardine)
Lineage: Eukaryota; Metazoa; Chordata; Actinopteri; Clupeiformes; Clupeidae
Gene: nod2
Product: nucleotide-binding oligomerization domain containing 2
Exons: 12
Coding region: 276-3203 (975 amino acids)
Biological process (GO): response to muramyl dipeptide; defense response to bacterium; intracellular signal transduction
Cellular component (GO): cytosol
Molecular function (GO): protein binding
Source: RefSeq, a predicted model, not a curated record
UGACGUAUAAAGUCUCGGGAGCGGCAUCAUUGUGCGUCUUUGAAACCCAAAUUCAACUAGGAAGUCUGCCUGACUCGAAGUGAGCAGGGAACAGUAAAGUUACCUUUGAAGACAUACAGUAUGGCCAUGGAUCAUGAUGUUUGAGAAUGAUGACUAGAAAGCAAUAAGUAAUUCUUCUCCCUGUUUGUGAAUGAUGACUAGAAAGCAAUAAGUAGUACUCCUCCCUCUCAAAUGGCACCUCUUCUUAGGUUUGGUGAUGAGUAACCUAAUGAAGAAUGAGUGCACAGCUAGUCUUGAGGCAACGGGCAGAGCUUGUCCAAGCAUUAUGCUGUGGAGGAACCUCAGAGGGCCUGGAGAGCAUUCUAGACCUCCUCUUAUCCUGGGGUUCGCUUGUGUGGGAGGACUACCUAAGCGUCUGUGUGGCAGGCAAGACCUUGAGCUCCAGAACCAGAGAUCUUCUAGACCUCGUUUAUUCAAAAGGGGACAGCGCAUGCUGUCAUCUCCUGGCUGCUUUCAGUCAGGUUCUUCCCGAUGCGCAGAAGAACAACCUGAGCUUUGGGAAAUGCUCAGAUGUCCAGAAUUCCCAGGAGAUGCCGACCUCUGCCACACUGACACUGUUGAGUGAUAGGCCUGGAAUGGUGACAAAGCUUCGUCAGUGUGUUGAUGGGGCACUGGAUGUCUUGUUUCAGAAAGGAUUCCUCACGUCCUCUGAGUGUGAGGGAAUCCAACUUCCUGUGUACACCUCUUCGCAACAGGUAAGACGCUUGCUUGACCUAGUUCAGUUUAAAGGGGAAGGAGCAGCAAACAUGCUUCUACAAUUCUCACAGAAAAUAGCAACGGCUGCUGUGUUACCCCACGAAAAUGAGAAGUCAGCUCAAUCAGCCUUUGUAUCAGAGUUCCAAAAGAAGCUGUGCAGUUCUAUUUCAGCACAGUCCCAUUUUCUCAGCACUUACAGUGGCACAGGCAAAUUCUCCCUGGACGACAUCUACACUGAGGGCCUGCUAGAACUUGGGCAGGGGGGCAAGGAUACACAAAUGUCUCUAAACCUCAAGGAUGUGGUGGGACGUGUGGGGACCCUCAACAAGGAGGCCGACACAGUCCUGAUAUCAGGGGAGGCAGGUUGUGGGAAGAGCACCUUCCUGCAGAGGCUUCAUCUGCUCUGGGCCAGGAGAGCAGCAUUGCACGACUACCUCCUGCUCUUCCCUUUCAGCUGCAGAAAGCUCAACACAGAAGAACGAGAGCUUUCUCUAAAGGAAUUGUUGUUCCUGCACUGCUGUUGGCCUGACAGGGACCAGGAUGAGCUCUUCCAGUUCAUAUUGGAUCACCCUGACCUGGUGCUGUUCACUUUCGAUGGCCUCGACGAGUUUAAACAGACUUUCUCCGAUGACCGGAGGCAUUGCUGUCCCACUAAACCUGCAAAAGUGUCUGUGUUGUUCUUCAACCUGCUGCAGGGCUCCUUAAUGAAGGGUGUUCAGAAGUUGGUGACCAGCCGGCCGGAGGCAGUCCCACCCACACUGAGGCAGUAUCUAUGCAAGGAGGUUCUGCUGAAAGGGUUCUCCACAGAUGGGAUUGACUGCUUUGUAAGGAAGCAUCACUCUGACCCUGGAGUCGCCUCCCGUGUGUUGGAGUCAAUACGCAGUAACACUGCACUAUUAGGCCUUUGCCACAUUCCAGUCUUCUGCUGGAUUGUGUCUAAGUGCUACAAAGAACUCCUCGGGUUUGGCAACAGCAGCCUUCAAACCAUUACUGAUGUGUACCUCAUGGUGUUGCACCACUUCUUUCAUCACAGAGUCUGUAAAGGGAAAAGGUCAGAAAAGAGCUGGGUCCAAGAACAUCUUCACACAAUCAUGCGCCUUGGUAAGCUUGCAUUGCAGGGUCUUCACAACUCUCACUACAUGUUCCCAGAAACCGAGGUGCAGAAUUGUGGCGUUACGGAGGAUGAUAUUGGCAAAGGUUUCCUCAUCCAAAGUAAGAACAUCUCCUUUGACAACAAACACUACGAAUUCCUGCAUGUCACCAUGCAGUGCUUCUUCGCUGCUCUUUUCAUCACCCUGGACAUCAACAGCAACGACAAACUCACAAUUCAAAGGCUCUUCGUGACCGAGUGCACGUCUAAAGGGUGCUUGGGAAUUUGCCAAGCCAAGAGGCCAGACGGGCCAGGCACAGAGGCUCCAAACCUUCAAAUCACUUCCACGUUUGUCUCCGGCCUCUUAUCCCAGCGCCAUCAAGGACUGCUACUACAGUGCUGUCCUGUCCAGACACUUCACAAAAGAUCCAAGCUGGUGGUGAAGUAUGUGUCCAGAGGUAUGCAGAAUCAUUUUAAAUCCAUCCCGCCACCGGUCAAAGGGGAAAAAAAGAGCAUGCAUGCGAUGCCAAGCUUCGUAUGGCUCAUCAAGUGCAUUUACGAGAUGCAAGAGAGCGAGGUCGCCAAAAACGUUGUGUCCAAGCUGGAUGUGGAGCACCUGAAACUGACCUAUUGCAGCAUAGGCCCAUUGGAGUGCACCGCUUUGGCCUUCGUCCUGCAACAUCUCAAGUGUCCAGUUGGGCUACAGCUGGAUAGCAAUGCAGUGGGAGACGUGGGAGUAGAGCAGCUUCUGCCCUGUCUGCAUGUCUGCCACUCCCUCUAUUUGAGAAACAAUAACAUCUCUGAUGAGGGGAUUGCUAAACUUGUUGAGAAGGGCGUUCAGUGUGAUAGCUUCCAAAAGAUUGCGCUCUUCAAUAAUAAGCUAACUGAUGUUUGCACACAACACCUGGCUUAUCUUCUCAAAACAAAGAAGAAUUUCUUGUCUCUGCGGCUUGGGAAUAAUAACAUAACAGCUGCUGGGGCUGAACAGUUGGCUGAAGGCCUGAGAUGCAGCCAGUCACUUCAGUUUCUGGGUCUCUGGGGAAACAAAGUUGGAGACAAAGGAGCUCAGGCACUUGCUCGUGCGCUGGAAAACAGCCAAGCACUUGUGUGGAUGAGUCUGGUAGACAAUGGAGUUGGCAGUGCAGGGGCGCAGGCACUUGCAAAAGUCAUUCAGAACAGCACCACAUUAGAGGAGCUGUGGUUGAGUAAAAACUGCAUCACCAGAGAUGGAGUACAAUAUCUAGUGCAAGCCCUUGAGAAAAAUUCAAGUGUUACAGCGAUAUGGUUGAGGGGUAACAAUCUCAGUCCAGAGGAGGUUGAAGAAUUUUCUCUGAAAGAACGCAGACUUACCUUCUAGGCAAUAGGCCUACUUGACAUGUUCUUGCUCUGCAGCUCAGUACUCAGUAAAAAGGCUUAUAGAACCUGAUAAUGUAAUAACUUCCCAAUGAUCUAAUAACAUGUUGGUUUCAGAACCAAAUAAUGUAAUAAUUUCCCAAUACUGUAAUAAUUUGGUCAGUGUUUUGGUAGCAUGCCACCAGUAGUUGGGGCUCAUCCACUGUGUGUGUCUACCUUUUGUCUCCAAGCAGAGAAGUUGUGUACUGUACCCAUAGUGUCUCAAAUUAGCAGUUUGGGGCCAAGCAGAAAAGUUUAUUUCAUUUGUUUUGCUUCUACCUUCCCUCAUUAUGCAUCGUCUGUCUUCUGCCAUCGGACUCAAUGAUAAGCUCUAGAAAUGUAGAUACUGUAGAUCCUUUAUUGAUCCCCAAGGAGAAAUUCAAGGUCCCAGCAGCUUAAGUCACCACACACAACAUACACUACAAUGUAAACAAGAUGAUGAAAACAAAACAACAAAUCAACAUGACUAAAAAGAGCAGUAAAAUAUAGCCUACUAAAGAUAAAGAUGCACAUGAAUGUACUGAGACUGGUAUUGUGAUCCAGAAUGAGGUGUGCGUCAAGGUGGUAGUGCAACAGUCCCAGGUGCAACAGUGCAACAAUGCAUGGUUAAAGUCUAGUGACCAGCAAUAA